CUCAGAGAAGUUUUUUUUCCCCCUUCUUCUUUCCACGUUGUUCAGUCUGUGAUUAGUGAUAUGGAUGAAAGCUGGAGCAGAGCACAUCUCCAUAAGCAUCUUACUGUCUGACUCCAGAUUUAUUUACUUUUUAAAUUUUUUUUUACUUCUGCCAGGGUAGAGUUGAUGGUGAUGCAUGUAUGUGUGAAGCACAAUGGUGUGGUUUCUGGAAGGGGUGUGCUUCUUGCCAACAUUUGUGGUCAUCUGGUCCUCGAUCACUUUUAUAGUGAACUAUCUCAUCGCCCUGUUCCGCGAGGACGUGGAUGUGAUCUUCCCGUACAUCAGUGAUACAGGAGCGACCCCUCCGGAGAGCUGCAUAUUUGGCCUCAUGGCAACAAUUUCAGCUUUUGCAGGGUUUGCCACCAUGUUUGCCAGAUAUAAGUUUGUGCAGAAGCUGAUUGAGAAAACAGGGGGCGUACCUCCUAAUCUGAACUUGGCUGCUUUCAUCUUCGCCACACUCUCUUGUAUAGGAAUGUGUUUUGUGGCAACAUUUCAGGAGACACAGGUGACGGCUGUCCAUGACACUGGAGCCUUAAUGUUCUUCAUUUCUGGAGUGGUUUACAUCAUACUACAGACCAUAAUCUCGUACAAAGUUCAUCCUUAUGGAUCUUCAAAGCGCAUGUGUCAUAUUCGAACUGCCUUUUCCGUGGUGGCUUUCUUGGCAGUAAUUCCAACUCUUCUUUGUGCAUCAUUUCUGACUAUAAGCAAAUUGCACUGGACUCCAGAAGACAAGGGCUACACACUCCAUGUUGUGAGCGCUGUGAGUGAGUGGAUAGCUGCCUUCACUUUUGUCUUCUUCUUCUUCACAUACAUACAGGAGUUCAAGCAGUUCACUUUGAAAGUGAACGUCGAGAUACUGGAGUUUACAUGAGUCCAAUGUUACAACCGUCACUGUGAUUUCACUAUGUAUGUACUAUGUAUGUACAUGACUAUGAUUAUAUGUAUGAGUUUGUAUGUUUUUAAAAAAAAAAUCAAACUGUCUUGAUGAUUUUUAUAAGUGAAUUUUAUUUUUAUACUCUGUUUGUAUGUUAUUUAAUCACACAGUCCUGAAGAUUGAAUUUAGCACAUUCACAACAAUGAUCUAUAAUAAUACAAUUAUAGCUUUUGCACUUUAAUCCAUGUUGCUGUAACGCUGAUCAACUGUUAACAGUAAUCCAGCAAUAAAAGGAUGCAAUUACACAAUG
This is a messenger RNA of Pangasianodon hypophthalmus (striped catfish), 1223 nucleotides long. RefSeq names its product DNA-damage regulated autophagy modulator 1 (gene dram1). Gene Ontology annotation, biological process: regulation of autophagy. The transcript has 7 exons. Gene Ontology annotation, cellular component: lysosome. The record is from RefSeq and is a predicted model, not a curated record. Bases 194 to 910 code for a protein of 238 amino acids. Lineage: Eukaryota; Metazoa; Chordata; Actinopteri; Siluriformes; Pangasiidae.